UUAUCCAAAAACCCUGUGACCAUGACAUGUGAGGCGACGCAGCAGGCCGGGCACAUCACCCCAAUGUCUCCUCCUGCUGUGAUGAAUCAUGUGAUGCACGCCAGCUAUGGCGAGAAUCCAGAGAGCUUUGUGGUUUGGGUUCAUUUCAAGGCUCCUUCAAAGUACACAUCCUCAACUGAGGAACUUGGAGCCCCUGAUGAGUUUGUGGCUCGCGUUGACAUUGAAGUGGAUUCGCCAGGCACCACAUAUGUGAUCCAAAGUAUCCCUUUAAGGGCCAGAUCUGGAACAGCACGAGUCCAUGCACCGAAAGACCUACAGACUGUCAGCCUCACUGCUCCGGUGGGUAAAUCCAGCCAACAAAUGCUGCCAUUAAAGAAUGCAGGAAACAUUGACGUGCAGCUGAAACUCAAGUGCAGUGAAUCUGAUGGUUGCUUUUCUGUCACACCAAAUGAGCUGUCCCUAAAAGUGGGAGAAGAGCGGAGUAUUGUCAUCUCCUUCAAAGCCCAAGAAAACAGGAACGCCAAAGAAAGCCUCCUUACCAUUCUGGUGCUGCCGUCUGGCCCCCAGUAUGAGGUGACCCUUAAAGGAGAAUUCGCCUCAGACAUCUCUGGGAAACAAGCCAUCUCUUCCUCUUCUGUCCUAGCUCCCGGUUUGGUCAAUGACGUCCCACCAAUCCUAUCCAAUAAACAGUUUGUUGCCUGGGGUGGGGUCACCUUAGGCCGUGCCAUACAACAGAAGCUGGUCUUAAGAAACAAUUCGAAAACCGAGACACAACACCUACGGUUGUUGAUACGGGGUCAAGACCAAGACUGUUUUCAGCUCCAGAGCAUGUUCAGUCCUGAGGAGCGUCUGACCCGACAUGGAGAGCUGUCCAUCCGCCCCAGAGAAGACGUGACUGUGCACCUGCUCUUCGCUCCCACCCGCGUUGCCUGCAUGAUGGCCAAACUGGAGAUCAAGCAGUCCAGAGUACGACCCUCACAGCCAGGCAUCAAGUUCACUAUCCCCCUCUCGGGCUAUGGUGGCACCAGUAACAUACUGGAAGACCAAAGGAAGCAGGCAGACGGUUAUGUGGCCACACUCACAGAUGUAGCAGUGGGCCGAGUCAGUAAAGUGUGUCUGUGUGUGAGGAACACUGGCUCCAGAGCUGCUUUCAUCAAAGCUGUGGUCUUCUCCGACAUCGUCAAACGAGCCACUAUGGAGGGGUCCAUCAUCAGCAUUGCUCCUUCUCAGUUUGUACUCAAAGAAAGGACACAAGAGGUAAUUACGAUCCUUAUGAAGUCCACCCAGAGAGAGCUGAGCCUGUGCCAGUUGACUGUUGCACAACUUGCCACUCUAUGCUUGUUCUGUGGGGAUGAGGUCUCCAGGCAACAGUACAGGAAAUUACUUCAAAGCAAACCAGAGGCUGCACGAAAGGCGCUGUCGGAGAACAGUCUUUUGAAAAACAUAGAAUUCAAUGAGAAGUUUCUUGGAGAGGAAAUUGUUACUGAAACGUAUGAUUUGCCGCUGCGGCCGAAUGAAGCACACCUGUUUUAUGGGAACAUGAGUAAAGUGGUGGUGUGUUUAAUGGGCAGCACCAAAGGCCUGGAGUCUGCAGAGAACAGCAACAGUGAUGAAUCUGUGCCAUCCUCCCGGCGCAGCUCGGCCAGUGACGGCGGUUUGACAAAUGGCAACGUGUCUCUAGAUGUGCUGCCAGUGAAGGGUCCUCAGGGCACAAGCCUCAAAGUACCAGAGCCCUCCUUGAAGGGCUCCGAACCGUUACACAAGCCGUCUGAAUCAUGGACCAUUCAUCCAGAGCAGCUUCUCCUACCUGCUCCCACCAUCAAUGGACCGUCUGCCACGAGUACAGUGCUGAUCCGGAAUAACUCCUCCAGAGAGCUGAGCUUUGACCUGUCCUGGCCCGCUCACUGCCUCACCAUCACCCCUCAACAUGGAGUCAUUGAACCCCAAUGCCACUUGCAAAUACUGAUCAGCCCCAACCCCUCUCUUGCAAACAAAUCUUCUUUGCUGCCUUGGAGUGGAAAGUUCUACAUUCAGUGUGAUAAUCAGCAGAAGUUCAUUAAGGUUCAGAUUCGGCAGGACUUGGUUUUGGAUGUUUCCACGGCAACGGGAGACUCUACACUCUCAGCUCUUCCUCCUCAGGCUGCCACUCCAGUGGUACAUCUCCCGCGAGGUCCCACAAAACCACUGAUGUCCGCACAGCCUUCUCCAGACCAGGUUAAUAUCAGGAGUAAGACCAUAGUGUUCCCCAUCACUGCAUCAGGAGAGACAUCAGAGGCCCAGCUGGAGGUGGAAAACGGGGAUGCGGAUUUGAGGUGGUACCUGUCUUCCUUUGCUCCUCCAUACGUCAAGGGGGUUGACACGUCAGGAGAUGUUUAUCGAGCCACCUACACAGCUUUCAGAUGCUCCAAAGUCUCAGGGACACUGGGAGCCCAUGAGAAGAUGCAGGUGCCAAUCACUUUUCUUCCGAGGGAUCGAGGGGAAUAUGCCCAGUUUUGGGAUCUGGAAUGCCACCCGCUGUCUGAGCCACAACAAAAAACUAGGCUUCGCUUUCAACUUUGUGGCACUGGUACAAAGUCUGGCCCGGUUCAGGGUCCACAAGAAGGAGACUGUUCUUUAGUGAAGACAGAACCCAUGAUCAAGACCAAGAAAACCAAGGUUGAACCAAUUCUGACUAAGCCCAGUGCGGAGGAGGCUGUGCGAAGGGGUGUGUACUCUCCCCAGGAUCUGUACACGUUCCCAGCCACACGGGUCGGUGAGUCCAGCUCUCUGAAGGUCAACAUCCGAAACAACUCUGCCGACACGCACGAGCUGAAAUUUGUAAGCCCUAGGGAGCCCUUCCACAUCAAGCAUUCCAAAUACUCCCUGAGAUCUCAGCAUUAUUUGAAACUCCCCGUUCAGUUCAAGCCCAGUACCCUGGGCAGCCACAGCGCCGUGCUGCUCGUCCAGUCCGACAGCAGUGGAAGCCUUGUUAUUCAGCUGAGCGCUGAGGCUGUGCCUUGAACGCUCCAGCCCACUCCUCCUCUUCCUCCUCCUCUUCCUCCUCCUUGCGUGGGGCCACCGUGGGUGAACGCUCCCCUGCAUCGGUCAUCAUGAGACUCACAAAUGCAGAAAUAUUUGGCCAAAUGUGGGUCAGAUAAAGAAGCUGCUGGACUUGGGGUUAUUGUGAGAAGAAAUACAGAUUUUUACACACAAUGACAUCCUUCAUUGAGUUUAGUUAAAUCAUCUUUACCAUUGCUUCAUGUGAUUUGUUUAAGAAAAACACUUUUCUUCAGCCUAAUGUAAAUGGUGUAUAUGCCAUAUUCAGUCAAAUUUGGUAUUUAUUUCUUUACAAUAUCACAAUCAUCCUUAAGUUCUUUAUACUAACUGUGUGAGUCAAACCAUGCAGUGCCUCGUUGUUAUGCUUGGAGAAGGUGUAGUGUUUUUGUUUUCCAAUUCAACUGGAGUGACUGACAGACUGCUAACCAGCUUCAAUCUGCAUCUGGAGAGACGCAGGUGUCCUCAGUCGGCCGGCACCGAACCAUGUUGGUUUUCAAUUAGUGUGCACUGUUCUGCCCAUUCAGGGCUAAUGCUUCUGGUCGUCCAGCUCUGGAUGUGGGUUUGCCUUAUGCCACAGUAAAAUCACACACCAACAACAGUGUUGCCUUUUUCAGAUAAAGAACCCUUACCAAAAUGCCCAGUAGUGUUUUUGCAAAAGGAAACGCAUUAACUGAAUGUAUUUUUCUACCUUUUGCUCAAGUUCCUACAUGUCUCUUUUGUACAUUUCAUAAGGCGCUCCUAAUUGCCCUCGCUGCUGUGUGAACACCUGCUUGGUGGCCUUUGGCAGUGCACUGUGUUAACUUCCCAGCAGCCACCACUCCGCUCCAAUCCGUCCAGAUGUACCUAAUUUAGCCAUGAUCAGGGAGGCUGGGAGCAGCAUUAGGAUGGUUAAUGAUUGUUAUUACAUGCUAAAAGAGUUUCCUCUGUUGGGGCUUUUGUUCGGCAGUGUGCCAGGCUUUAGUAUGGUUACCAUGGCAAACGUGUUAAUCGCUGUUCCAGUCACAGAAAAUUACCUUCCCACUCCUCUUUGAAUCGAGGGCAAGUGCCCAAAAUUGCUUUGAGCUUUGGAUUCACUUCCCGAAUCUCCAUUUUAACUUUGAGUGGAAGUAAACAUAUGUAAACUUAAAAAGGCUUAAUUAUUUAUGAACUAAAUGCCCCAGACUCAGGCAGUUGUUACCACUAGUAUUUUCUAUUAACACUAUUUUAGAUGAAGGCGGUAUAUUGGCAGUCAAAGGCUGCACAGAACACAUCCAUGAAAUAUCAAGACUGUUUUACUUUUUGCACAUACUUAAUAGUAUAUUAUGUAAUAUAUUGUGUUUACAUGUUUUAAAUAAAGGUUUGUCAUAUAUUG
Messenger RNA from Boleophthalmus pectinirostris (great blue-spotted mudskipper), 4387 nucleotides. It is a transcript of the gene cep192, whose product is annotated as centrosomal protein 192. Gene Ontology annotation, cellular component: pericentriolar material; centriole; cytoplasm. Gene Ontology annotation, molecular function: protein kinase binding. Lineage: Eukaryota; Metazoa; Chordata; Actinopteri; Gobiiformes; Gobiidae. Gene Ontology annotation, biological process: protein localization to centrosome; centrosome-templated microtubule nucleation; centriole replication. The record is from RefSeq and is a predicted model, not a curated record.